AUGACCGUCAUCUGUCAUUCCAUGCUACACGGCUGUCUAGGACAGCACAUUCUGUUUGCCCACGUGGCGCCAAUUUUGAUUCUGGAAGCAUUCUACGGCGGUUCCCACAAACAGCUGGUAGAUGUGUUGCUAAAAAAUCUCAAGGAGGAAGAGUACGAUCUGCUUACCAUUCCGGCGAAAAAAUGGCACUGGUGUGCACGGAUGAGUGCGUUACACUUUGCCGGCCGCAUCUCUACUGCCCACCGGUACCAAACCAUCUUCUGCAGCUCGGUACUGAACCUAGCUGAGCUGAUUGGAAUGCGAACGGAUCUCGCUGCCUGCCGGAAGAUUGUUUACUUUCACGAAAAUCAACUGUGCUACCCGGUCAGGGAUGCGAAACAGCGUGACGUCCAGUAUGGAAUCAACCAGAUAACGACGUGCCUUUGUGCUGAUAGGAUACUGUUUAACUCACGGUACAACAUGAACUCCUUUCUCGAUAGCAUAGAAUCGUUUUUAAGGAAAGUACCCAACAUGAGCUUCCAGGGAGUGAGAGAGAAAAUUGUCCCAAAGUGUGACGUUCUGCACUUCCCGGUGGAGUUUAGAAAGCUGACAAAGAGAGGUGUUAAAGCAGAGAAAGAAGAUAGUCCUCCUCUCCACAUCAUUUGGCCUCAUCGCUGGGAGCACGAUAAAAAUCCGGAACAGCUGGUCGACGCGUUGCUGGCACUUCAGGCGAAGGGGGUCAACUUUCGCGUCUCAAUACUGGGCGAACGAUUCGAAACCAUUCCCAGUUGCUUUGAGCAGCUGGAGGAGCGAUUGCAGGGGAAGGUGGCACAGUUUGGACCACUGCCGAGGGAGGAGUAUUUGCGCACGUUGGCCGAAGGGGAUGUGGUACUGUCCACCGCGCUGCACGAGUUUUACGGAGUAGCAAUGCUUGAAGCGGUUUACAGUGGAUGUGUGCCGUUGGUUCCGAACCGGUUAGUUUAUCCCGAGCUCUAUCCAAAGGAUAAGCUGUUCAAUACAACGGCACAGUUGGUAAAGCAGCUGUACAAUUGGUGCCGUAAUCGUGUGCUGUUUGAAAAGCAUCGCGAAGAAUUUUUUGGUAAAAUUAGUCUUGGUGGUUAUUCGGCGGAGCAGCUUGUGCCGCAAUUCAUCGCCAUUCUAAGGAAUACAGAAUGAAGGAUGAGAGCACGAAUAUCUUCAACUUCUCCAAUAACUGCACCAGGAAGUGAAAACGGCUCCAUACUACAGUCCCCAUCAUUGCAAGCCCAUCAAGCGGAGGACGCAUUCCACCGAGUAACAUCGGGAUUUUCAACAGAAAAGCUAUUUGGCCAUCUACUCACCGGGUGAAAACAGGAUUACCGCCUUCAUGCAUCCCAGCUCGCUUAGGUCGGGCGAAAUCUGGCGAAAGCGGCAGAGAAUCUCCUGCAUCGUCUUCAUCUCGAGCUGGGUCGCUGCGUCCGGUGGCAAC
Messenger RNA from Anopheles gambiae (African malaria mosquito), 1447 nucleotides. Its product is annotated as glycosyltransferase-like domain-containing protein 1-like. The transcript has 7 exons. NCBI's taxonomy places the organism in Eukaryota, Metazoa, Arthropoda, Insecta, Diptera, Culicidae. The record is from RefSeq and is a predicted model, not a curated record. Gene Ontology annotation, molecular function: glycosyltransferase activity. Bases 1 to 1155 code for a protein of 384 amino acids.